AUGGCAAAAUUAACAUAUUAUUACAACUUAUUGUCACAACCGUCCCGAGCAUUGUACAUGUUUUUUAAAAAAGCCGAAGUUCCAUUCGAAGGAAAGGUUGUGGAUUUACUGAAAGGAGAACAGUUCACAGCCGAGUUUGAAGCCAUAAAUCCAUUAAAAAAAGUACCCGUCAUCAACGAUAAUGGAUUCGUUCUGAUUGAAAGCAUAGCAAUUCUGCGUUACAUUUGUCGUACUUAUAAUGUGGCAGAUCACUGGUACCCUAAGGACUCUGUGAAACAAGCACAAGUAGAUGAAUACCUUGAGUGGCAGCAUACAAAUACUAGAGCUGAUUGUGCUCUCUAUUAUUUACAUAAAGUUUUGUGGCCAGUUAUGAAUGGAAAACCGGUAAAUGAACAGAGAGUCGCUCAAUUAGAAAACAAAAUGAUCACAACUUUAGACCUUAUAGAAAACGUUUGGCUGAAAAAUAAAACGUUUUUAAGUGGAAAUGAAAUUUCCAUUUCUGAUAUUAUUGCUAUUUGUGAAAUCGAACAAACAAGAAUGGCUGGUUUCAAUCCAUAUGCCAACCGUCCAAAUUUGUCUAAUUGGAAAAUGAGAACAGCAACAUAUUUAAGCCCGUAUUAUGAAGAGGCCAAUGAAAUACUUGAAAUGCAUGUUGCUAAAUAUAAUAAAAAAUAUGGUAAAUUAAGUUCGCACAUUUAA
This is a messenger RNA of Macrosiphum euphorbiae (potato aphid), 699 nucleotides long. The record is from the annotation of a GenBank genome assembly. NCBI's taxonomy places the organism in Eukaryota, Metazoa, Arthropoda, Insecta, Hemiptera, Aphididae.